Messenger RNA from Trichomonas vaginalis G3, 1116 nucleotides. RefSeq lists its product as uncharacterized. NCBI's taxonomy places the organism in Eukaryota, Parabasalia, Trichomonadida, Trichomonadidae. The record is from RefSeq and is a predicted model, not a curated record. The transcript has a single exon. The coding region runs from base 1 to 1116 and encodes 371 amino acids.
AUGGAAAUAACGUACAAUUUCAUCGUUAGUGUAUUAUCUAUGGCGCGACGUUACAAGAAUCAAGCAAAUAAGAGCCAAAUCGUAUUUGAUAUAAGCGGUGGAGAUACUUCAAUGCAAACAAUGUAUUUAAGUACUAUUCCUAAGCCGCAAAAUAUAGUUAGGUCCGCCGGUCAAAACUAUUCAUUAAGAACUGACGAUAUCGAAGGUGCAAAACCAAGUCCACUACCAAAACCACACAAAACUGAUUUAUACUAUCCUGACGAUAUUCCAGGAACUAAAUCUAAAUCAAACAUCGUUCACGAUAAACCGCCAACUAAUUUACUCAAAUUAGAUGAUAUUGAUGGCGCCACACCUGCUAUCAAAAGGAGUUUACCUCAUUCUCAAAGACACGUUAAUCCCGUUGAUCCAGACUACAAACUUCCUGAACCAGCAAUGCCAGAUGAACCACCGCCAAAGUUCGUAUAUAAUGGUUUUGAUUAUGGUGAUGUCGAAGGUUCUCAUCCUAAAUCAUACAAAACUGACAAACCACCUCGCGAUACAUUCAAGUUAGAUGAUAUUCCAGGAGCUCAACCUAAAACUAUGAUCAAAAAAUUCAACGGUGACCGUUCUCUUAACGUUAAAGAUAUUAACGAAGAUGGAAUUUUCAAAACAAGAAGAAAUACAAACCCACUUUUCCCCGAUUACUAUUACGAUGGUCAAACAUACCCUCGUGAUUUUGGUAUCCAGUCUUCCAACUACAAAACUCGCCAUGAUCAUCUUGAUCUUAGCCUUAAGACCGAUGAUAUCAACGGUGCUGUUGCGGAUUCAAGUACUGCUAAACUUCGUUCGUUCCGUCCACCCGAGAAUAAGGAUGAAGAUGAUUAUGGAAAACCAGCACCAGUUCUAAUGGUUCCUUCAAUGAAUAAGGCCACACUUGAGCUUGAGAAGAAGCGUGCAAUUGACCAGAAGCAUGGAGAAGUCAUCAGAAAAUUCGAAAACAGACAUCUGAUUUCUGCUGCAAUGUGCGCUGAUCCAGCUCAAGGAUCAUUAAAACAACAACGCCAAGCUAACCAGUAUUCUAGGAAUCCUAAGCAAGUCACAUUUACUGUUACAGAUGCCGAUUGCAAUCCAGUAUAA